Messenger RNA from Harpegnathos saltator (Jerdon's jumping ant), 2520 nucleotides. RefSeq names its product odorant receptor 94b. Gene Ontology annotation, molecular function: olfactory receptor activity; odorant binding. Gene Ontology annotation, biological process: detection of chemical stimulus involved in sensory perception of smell; sensory perception of smell. The transcript is spliced from 5 exons. The record is from RefSeq and is a predicted model, not a curated record. The coding region runs from base 809 to 1972 and encodes 387 amino acids. NCBI's taxonomy places the organism in Eukaryota, Metazoa, Arthropoda, Insecta, Hymenoptera, Formicidae. Gene Ontology annotation, cellular component: plasma membrane.
UUUCCUGAAGCUAAGCUAUUUGAAUGUAUUCAGUAUUACCACAUACUUCUUAUAGAAAACAAAAUAGAGUUAAGACCUGAUGUAACGGACAGAGGCACCACAAUCCAAACACAGAAAAUGGAAAUCGAGUCAAAUGUCAUUUCCUGUUUUCCAUUUUUGAUGCUAGAGAGAGGAAAGAUAUUGAGAAAGGAGAAGAAAGGAAAGACGUAUUUGAAUAAUUAAAACCUCAAUGGAAUAUACAUAUACUGAACUUCACAAUUCCUAACCGUUACGAAUAAUUACUCGGUAAUUCCGCAGUACUUUGCAAAUGAAUAAUUUCGUUCAGCCGCAGGUAAUCGACGGGGUAAUAAUUCAUUAUACAGGAGAACAUAAUGUCGGCAAAUACUAAUGGUAUACCUGUAUUAUCGGAACGAUGAAACUUUUUAAUGAUAUCAAGAGAGACAGUGGAAGAAAGAGAAAAGAAAAUAUAUAUACACAAAAGAGGAGAGGAAUAGCCGAAGGAAAAAUGCGUCGCGGAAUUGUCGUCAUCAGUAUUGUUGCUCGCGGCUUCCCACGCUGCGGACCAUCACGAAGUGACGCAGCGUUCGAUUUUCUUGAACUCUUUUCUUGAACUCUUUUCUUGAACUUUUCUCCUAUUUUUAAGCGAAGAUACUCAAUAUUUAUGAUAAUAAUAACGAUACGCACCAUCAACGGCGAAUAACAGAAUAUAAAUUCUUCGGAGGAAAUUCCCAUGGGGGAGGACAAUUAUGCAAAUUGUUGCUCGAGUGAGUGAUCAAGACGUAGGUAGCCAUCACUAGCCAGUAAGAAGAUGCACAUACUUCCAGUGUCGUUCGCUCUGCUCACCUAUACCGGCUACUGGCGACCGGUGCAUUGGCCGGUUAACUCGAUUAAAUAUUGGAUGUAUAACAUCUACUCCAGCUUUAUGCUCACGCUGCUGCAGUCGUUCGUGUUCUACGGGCUGGUGGACACUUUCUCUUCGGCGAGUCUGCAGGAAUUUGUGGACAAGUUGUACCUAUUUCUCUCGGUCUUCGGUGUCUCCAUCAAGCUCUUGCAUCUCUUCAUACGUCGGCGACGAAUCAUCGGUUUGGGUGAUAUGCUGUUGAAGGAGAACUGCAUCCCACGAGAUGCCGAUGAAAAGCUGAUUCAGCAGAAGUUCGAUCGAAACGCGAGAAGAAUCACGAUUGCUUGCGGGGUCUUGAACGAGUCCUGCGCGAUGUUCGCGACCUUCGCACAGUUCUAUCCGCUCCUGAAAACAAGUACCUUGCCGGUGUACAAUUGGGCGCCCUUCGACCUCUCGUCAAUGGCCGUCUUCCUGCCUAUGCUGAUCUAUCAGUCAUUCGCUUUAUGUCUGUGCGCCAAUUCCAGCGUCGCACAUGAGACUCUAAUUUCCGGCCUUAUGAUUCAAAUCUGCGCUCAAUUCGAGAUUCUGUGCCAUCGCGCUCAUAUAUUGCCGAUAUUGCUGAAGCAAGCUGAGAAAGACAGCGAGUCGAAGCAGGAUUUGAGAACGCGCGAGAAAUUGAUCGUCCGUGAUUUGAUACAACAUCAUCUUUAUGUGUAUAAAUUUGCGUAUACGGUUAAUGCGGUCUUUACGUUGAUAAUAUUCAUCCAAUUCUCCAUAAUCUCUCUCGUUCUCUGCAUGAGCGUCUACAAGAUAUCUCACAUGACAUCGUUAUUCACGCUUGACUUCGCCUAUAUCUUUUCUUACCUGGGUGCGAUGCUAAUGCAAAUAUUCCUUUAUUGCUGGUACGGAAAUGAGGUAACUCUGAAGAGUGUCGAAAUUCGCAAUGCUGUUUAUGGCAUGAACUGGACACCAUUAAGAGUUCAGGUAAUGAAGGAUCUCACAAUAAUAAUGAUGCGUACCUCUAAACCCUUUAAAAUGUCAAGCGGUUACGUGGUGACUUUAAGCAUCGACUCCUUCAUGAGCAUCCUUAAAGUAUCCUACUCUGCAUACAAUUUUCUAAAAGAUUCUUAGAUAGAAAAAAGAAAAAUAUGUAUUUCUUUCGUGUUUGAUAAUUCAUAGUUUGGUGAUUUAUUCACAAACAUUUAAUCUUUCUCGAAACUAUUGAAACAUUGUACGAUAUAUGCUGCAAAAUUUAAUAUAGCAAUACGAUAAUCUUGAGGACGAAUGAAAUACCGGAAGCGCAUUCGUAAUUUUCUACAUUUUACUACAUUUCUCGUACGUAUAUGUAUACUCGAGGUUGACGCGUGAUAAAAAAGCGUAAACAAUGAAAGCAACGAUGUAGUAAAUUGAAAAUUUUAUUUAUGCAAUUUGCUGCUUAAAAUUGCAGUUAAAAUGCUGGCUACGAAUAUGUUUACCACGAAUUAUGUAAAAGAGAGAAAAAUUCAAACCUGUAUCAAUAGCAGUGAUAGAAAUUUAGGAAUAUUAUUUAUCUAUUCGUUUUCGUUCUCUCUUUCUCUCUCUCUCUCUCUCUCUCUCUCUCUCUCUCUCUCUCUAUAGUAUAUUUAAUUGAUAUAAUUUAAACAUUAUUAUAUUUGACGAAAUAAUACGAAUAAAUCUAC